Messenger RNA from Aureobasidium musti, 1415 nucleotides. NCBI's taxonomy places the organism in Eukaryota, Fungi, Ascomycota, Dothideomycetes, Dothideales, Saccotheciaceae. The record is from the annotation of a GenBank genome assembly.
AAGCAAUGGGCAACUCAAUGUGGCCUUGUGAUAUUGACCAAUGUGAACAGCCUGCAGUGCGCGGCUUGGGCGACUGUGUGAUAUGCAGCAAACACCUUUGCUCUGAACAUCUGCAAAGAUCUUUUCAUCAGUGCCCAACUCCCGAGGCCGACUUAUGGAUAUUUCAGGACGGAAAUCCCUAUUAUGCAGCAUUCGCAGAGGCAGAGGCGCAAGAAAUUGCACAUUUGCUUAGUCGAAUUGAUCUGGAACAACUCCAAAGGGAGGCGGAUUCGUUACAUGACAAGGUUCCUUGUCGAGUGGAGAUCCCUGAGAACAAAGAGAACGAUAUNGGGGGAAUGAAUUUCCACAUACGCAUCAGAUUCGAAGACGAGAUCAUUUGGCUAGCUCGUAUCCGUCGCUGCAAUGCGACAUCUCCACCGCCACAAUUGAGGGAUCAAAUAAUUGAAAGCGAAGUCGCGACGCUCUCUUUCCAUGAGAAUACCAAUAUCCCUACUCCAAGAGUCCACGGCUAUGCUCUAGAAGGAAAUGACAAUCCCGUCGGAGUCGGCUAUAUUCUCAUGGACUGUAUGCCCGGNAAGUUGCUCGAUUUCUACAGCUUGGGUGAACUAGGAAAACAGAAGAUCAUGGAGCAACUUGCUGAUAUGUUCAUUGAGCUGCAUCGUUACCAGUUCAAAAAGCUGGGAUCCUUGGAUAUUGUUGGCAGCAGGCACGUGGGCCCACUUGCUCGAGAGUGCCUCACCGAUUUUGGGGGACCUAGCAUGCGUCCUCUAGGUCCCUUUGAGAAUCUGCAAGACUACUAUCGAACGACAAUUGGACUACUGCUAGACAUGAUUCGUCGUCGAGAAAUAUACACGGACCGGCCAGUGGAUACCUACUUGCUGUACAAGUUCCUUUACGACACGUUGGAACAAAUAUGUCCUCGUGAAGCAGAGCACAGCACCACGUCCUAUCUCAAGCACGCUGACGACAAAAACCAUAUCCUUGUUGAUGGCGAUUUGAAUAUCAUGGCGAUCAUUGAUUGGGAAUGGGCUUUCACAGCUCCCGAAGUCCUAGCUUUCAACUCGCCAAUGGAGAUAUUUCCAUUAUCAGACUUCUUCGUGGGCAAAAGUGACAUUGGGCAGGACGAAGCACGAUUCGCCGAGUGCUUGGANAAGAAAGGGGCUACAAAUCUUGCAAAUGUUGUACGCAAUGGUAGAGUCCAUCAUCAGUUCGCCUUUCUCUGUACCUUCGAUUUCUGUCUUGGAUAUGAGGAGAUAAUGAGCUUGUUUGAGGGGUUGAGGAAGAGCAUCGGGAUCGAUCAGCAGUACAGCUGGGGGCAGUGGAAACAGCUAUAUCUGGAGCGAUAUCGUGAAGAUGAUAGAUUGAGGGACAUCCUACAGAGAUCUUCACCACAUCAACGUUUGUCUUUAGAUGGC